AUGGCGUACCUUGAACCCGUCCUCCGCUCCCUUUCAUCUAGCCGUGGGCGCGUGAGCCGCCUAACUUCAAUUUCUCGUGCCUUUUCGUCGCCUCAGAAUGCUGUCUAUGGCUCUCGGUGCAUUGUGACAUCCCCUCGCCUGGGCUUGAAUCUUUACAAACCUCAAACACGGUUAAUCAAUACAGGAGGACUGACAAAUCUUUUCGAUACGUCGAAUAUUGGUGGAAUUCAAGUCAGAAAUGUCACAGAACAUGAUGGAAUAGAGCUUGAAGACGGGUUGACCAUGAAGUCGAGUUGUAUCCUCAUUGGCGGACGAGUGUUUCUAUGGAAAACUCCAGAGAGUUCCCUUUCGAGUGGCGAAUGGACAAAGGACGACUUUGAAAUCUUUGAUGUCCUCCUGCCAAAGCCGGAAAUACUAGUGUUUGGGACAGGAAAGUCUUUGAUGCUGCCUCCUGUGUCUGUUCGAGAGUAUUUGAGAGAGAUUGGCGUCCAGGCCGAGUAUAUGGACACAAGCAUGAGCUCGCGGCGUCGCGGUGCUGAACGAAAGUCCCGAAAAGCUGCUCGUCAGCGGAGUGUGUCGCCUGUGGCAUCGACUGACUCCGAAAACGAGCUGGAUAACGACGACAAGGUGUACGCACCAACGUCGCCCGCCGAAUGGUCUCACCAAAGACUGAGUAUACACUCUCCACGACUUGGAUAUGAAUCUCCCACCACUGGGAACGCAGCGCUCCGAUAUCCAGCAGAAUGGCACCAGUCGCCAAUCUACGCUCUCCCCGCGGAGCUCCUUAUCCAUAUCCUACGCUCGCUAACAGACACCUUGGACCUCUAUAACUGUCUUUUCGUCUGUAGCAACUGGUGUCAAUGCGCCGUCGAACUCCUCUGGCUCAAGCCGCACCUCGCCACGAAGGAAUCCUUCCUCUCGUUCUUAUCUGUCAUCUCUCCCUCCAACUCACAAUUCCCAUUCGACUCGACGGAGCUCGUCGUCAAUGGCCAGUCCCUUGGCAGGCAGCCAAAAGAGUCCGUUGUCGAACCGCUAUUUCCUUAUGCACGGUUCGUGCGGAGACUGAAUCUCUCUGUGGUUGCAGAUGAAGUCCAUGAUAUGCACUUCAUGCGCCUCUCCGCCUGCAUCCGGCUGGAGAGGCUUACUCUCAAUGGAUGCGUUCAUCUUACAGACUCUUCCCUCGCCAUACUCGCCACUAUGCCACAGAUCAUCGCACUAGACCUUACUGGAGUGGUCGACGUAACUGACCGCACUCUAUUGGGUGUCACGGCGGCGUCUGCCAAGAUACAGGGAAUCAACUUGGAGGGAUGCAAAAAGAUUACAGACGAAGGAGUCCUUGCUAUUGCAGAACACUGUCCUAUGCUCCGGAGAAUCAAGCUUUGCGAGCUGGACAAUAUUACCAAUACGAGCGUUUCAAAGCUCGCCCAGAAAUGUCCCCUCCUGAUUGAAAUAGAUCUCACUGGCUGCAUCAACGUCGGGGAUGCAGCCGUUCGGGACAUUUGGAUGCAUUGCUCUCAUCUUCGGGAGCUGCGACUGGGCCGAUGCAUCAAUCUGGGGGACACUGCAUUCCCAGUCCCUCAGCGAUUAGCGAGUUCAAACAAUCAACCUGAUCAAUCUAAUUAUCGCUUCCAAAACUCGAAUAGUGAUCCUGCUCGCCUGAUUAUGCCGACGUUACCGCCGUUGCUCCUACAAAAACCGCUUACUCACCUUCGGCAACUCGAUCUCAUGUCGCUUCGCAUCACCGACGACGCGGUGGCGGGUAUCGUUUCCAAUGCCCCCAAACUUCGCAAUUUGGUCCUGGCAAAGUGUACAUUUCUUACCGAUGCUGCCGUGCGUAGCAUUAGCGAGCUCGGUAAACAUCUGCAGCUUCUCCACUUGGGUCAUGUGGAGUCCAUCACGGACGCCAGUAUCAUACACCUUGCACAGAGUUGUGUACGUCUGAGAUAUGUAGACCUCGCAUGUUGUACUUCACUCACAAACGCCUCUGUACAUGCCCUAUCUGCACUACCGAAAUUGCGACGCAUUGGCCUGGUCAAGAUCACAAACUUGACCGAUGACGCCGUCGACUACCUCACAGCCAGGGCAUUUACGCUCGAGAGAGUCCAUCUAUCCUACUGCGAAAGAAUAUCCGUCCAGGCGAUUCAUCGACUACUACAAAGCCUCACGAAACUGACACAUCUGAGCUUGACGGAUGUUAAUGCCUUUAAACGAAAGGAUUUGCGGGCAUUCUGCCGUCCAGCACCAUCGAAUUUCAACGAGACGCAGCGCGCACAGUUCUGCGUUUAUUCUGGAAGUGGGAUCGAGAACCUCCGUCAGUAUCUUGCAAAGAAACUCUCCGAUUUCACAAUGUUGCCUGAUGCCGAUGACGAGGCCGACUCUGCAAACCUCGAAGACGACGACGCCGUCCAGGGCUUCUCGGGAGAGGGAACACACCCACCCCCACAACCAAUCGAAAUGGUCAAUCGAAGCGCGUUUGUCGACUAUCCAGACGCUGAUGCGGGAUUGUUUGCAGAGGAUGCCCCGGAGAGACAGUACUCGGGAGCGACGAGGAAAGGGAUACGCCUAGACCACGGCAACGCGGUAUAA
This is a messenger RNA of Serendipita indica DSM 11827, 2586 nucleotides long. NCBI's taxonomy places the organism in Eukaryota, Fungi, Basidiomycota, Agaricomycetes, Sebacinales, Serendipitaceae. The record is from the annotation of a GenBank genome assembly.